AUGGGCCAGUGGUUAACGUACAUGCGCCCAAAGCGCACGGAGCACAUUUCCAUUGAACGGCUGGCGGAGGAACUCCGCAAAGCUACGUACGUAGUAGCGCUGACUGGCGCUGGGGUCUCAGCUGAGAGCGGCAUUCCCACCUUCAGGGAUCCGUCUGAUGGCUUGUGGCAGCGGUACGAUCCUGCAGUGUACGCGACCAUCUGGGGCUUCUGGCGGCAGCCCAGUAAAAUAUGGCAGUUGCUGCACGAGUUCCUGAAUGAGCGCGAGCCUGAGCCCAACAGGGCUCACUUGGCUUUGGCCCAGCUAGAGGCUUUGGGGAUCGUUAGGGCAAUUGUUACUCAGAAUGUGGACAACCUACACCAGGAUGCAGGCAGCAAGCGCGUCAUUGAGUACCAUGGAAACCUGAUGAGCGCCUCUUGCUACCGGUGUGGCGCCAAGAUGCAGCUAACAAAGCAAAUGGCAAGAAAUCCUUCAUUCAAAAAGAAACUUCCUCCCAAGUGCGGAUGCGGCGGCUACUUCAAACCAGAUGCCGUCUUGUUCGGCGAAGGCAUCCCCUCUAAAGCUGUGCGGGAGGCGAACAAGGAAGCCGACGCAUGUGAUUUGAUGCUGGUGGUGGGCACUUCGGCAACUGUCCAGCCGGCCUCAGAUAUACCCUAUAGAGCCAUGAAGAAGGGGGCUAAAGUAAUUGAAGUGAACUUGGAGGAGACAGGAUUGACUAACCGUAUAUCGGACAUGAUAUAUAUUGGCAGGGCGAGCGACUUGAUGCAAACGCUGCAGCUUCUUGAGCCGCAUCCUCCUGAGGCAUCAGCAGGCGACCCCGUCCCUGCAGAGGGAUUAACUGAACCCGCGGUUACUGAACCCAACGCGAGCGCAGAGUUAGCACGUGAACCCCCUGGGGAAAAUGAAUGA
Molecule: messenger RNA, 909 nt
Organism: Eimeria necatrix
Lineage: Eukaryota; Apicomplexa; Conoidasida; Eucoccidiorida; Eimeriidae
Product: NAD-dependent deacetylase, putative
Exons: 7
Coding region: 1-909 (302 amino acids)
Molecular function (GO): NAD+ binding
Source: RefSeq, a predicted model, not a curated record